This is a messenger RNA of Heterotrigona itama, 2469 nucleotides long. Lineage: Eukaryota; Metazoa; Arthropoda; Insecta; Hymenoptera; Apidae. The record is from the annotation of a GenBank genome assembly.
AUAGUAAUAGCAAUUAGUUCCAUCAUUUCACCGCCACGUGGUGGUAGUGUUUUAUUGACAUUAUUUUGAUAAUUACAUAUCAGAAUUCGAUGUCAUUUCUUCUAAUUUUUGAAAACUACUUUGUGAAAUUUUUCUAUGCGAUUCUACUUUGAGUAAGCUAGUUUUAUUUUUUGAAAAUAAAUACAAAUAUAAGUAUAUAACACAUAUACUACGUGAAAGAUACUUGUGUCGACACGCAUGCGCUAAUAGUGAUAACUAUGACAUCAAAUGGAGUUUUAACACCGGAACAAUACGGAAUCAGCUGUCACUUGCUUCAAAAAUUUUAAUGUGUCGUUUUGUAAUUUAAAACGUGACAUUAAAAAAUGAUGUCCGAAAGAGAUUAUGCGCCACUUAGUGCUGCUUGUGUACGUUCUCUUAAUGACAAACUUUAUGAGAAACGAAAAGCAGCUGCUUUAGAAGUAGAAAAAAUGGUGAAGGAAUUUGCUGCACAUAACAAUACUGUUCAAAUCAAACGAUUAUUAAAAGUAUUGGGUCAGGAUCUUGCUACGUCACAAAAUCCACACACCCGAAAAGGUGGUUUAAUAGGCCUUGCAGCAAUAGCAGUAGGAUUGGGAAAAGAUACUGGCCAAUAUAUAGAGGAUUUAAUACAUCCUAUUUUAGCUUGUUUUUGUGAUUCUGAUUUACGUGUAAGAUAUUAUGCUUGUGAAAGUUUAUACAAUGUAGUAAAAGUGGCAAGAGGUGCUGUAUUGCCACAGUUUACAGAUAUUUUUGCAGCUCUUAGCAAAUUAGCAUGUGAUUCAGAACAAAAUGUGAAAAAUGCUACUGAGCUGCUUGAUAGAUUAAUGAAGGAUAUUGUAACAGAAAGUGGUCUGUUUGAUUUAGUUGGAUUCAUGCCUUUAUUACGAGAACGUAUUUAUACAAAAAAUCCGUUUGGUAGACAAUUUGUGAUAGCAUGGGUAUCUGUGUUAGAUGCUGUACCCAAUAUGGAUUUUAUCAUAUUUCUACCUGAAAUUCUUGAUGGUUUAUUUAGAAUAUUAGAGGAUACAAUACCAGAAAUUAAAAAAGUUACAGAUACAGUUCUCUGUGAAUUUUUAAGAAGUAUAAAGGCUAAUCCUGGAAGAGUAGAUUUUCCAGGAAUGAUAAAUAUCUUAAUUACACAUGCUCAAAGUACAGAUGAAUUAUUACAAUUAACAGCAAUUACAUGGAUUAAGGAAUUUGUACAAUUAUCAGGUCCUCUUAUGCUUCCUUAUAUGUCUGGUAUUCUUGUAGCAGUAUUGCCCUGUUUAGCAUAUGAUGGAGAUACUAGAAAAAAUAUUAAAGAAACUGCAACACAAGUAAAUAUGAAUUUAAUGAAAUUAAUAACUAUGGAAAAUAAAGAAAUUGUACAUAAUACUGAUGAAAUUGGUGCUCAAAGUGAGAAAGUCUUUAAGUGAUAAUUCAGAUGAAGUGGUGCAGCAAACAUUAGUUGUAAUGGCUGAAAUAAUUAGUUCAAAAUCGCCUGAAGCAGCUAUUACAAACUCAAAUGCAGAAAAGCAAAACAAAUAUUUUACAAAAUUUAUUGUAAAUUUAUUAAGAAUAUUUUCAACAGACAGACAUUUAUUAGAAGAAAGAGGGGCUUUUAUUAUUAGAGAAUUAUGUGUAUUAUUAAGUGCUGAAGAUAUUUAUAAAACAUUAGCAAAAAUAUUGAUGGAGGAACCAAAUUUAAGUUUUGCAUGUACAAUGAUUCAAACUUUAAAUGUUAUACUAUUGACAAGUUCAGAAUUAUUUGAUUUGCGCAAUAAACUUAAAGAUUUAGAUUCUUUAGUAAAUUUGAGACUACAACUUCUUGAGAGAGAAGAAAAUGAUGCUUUAAUAUAUGCACUUUAUGGUCUACUCAUGAUUCUUCCUCAAAGUGAAGCAUAUGCAACUCUACAAAGACGUUUAGCAGCUAUUCCACCAACAACAAAAUCUAUACCUAAAACAGUAUCGAAUCCAAAACCGUUUAAAGAUACAUUUGAUUUUUCUGAGUUAUUAAAACAUUUUCACAUUAUUCAAGAACGACAUAAAGAACAAAAACAUAAACAACGAUUGACAAAUUUAACAGAAAAGAAUGCAAAUCAUGCAGAUAUAUAAAUAACAUUUUUAUAUUAAAUUUUAUAUAAUUACAAAUAGUAAUUUAUAUAAAAGUAAACUGGAUACUGAUACAUUAUACUUUUAAACUUUUUUACCAAAUGACUGUACUUAUCAAAAGAAACCUACGCAUUUAUAUUUUUUUUUUAUUACAAAAUUAAAUAUUAAAUAUUAUAAGAUUUAUUAUUAUAAUAAAUUAUUUUUUAAUAGUAUUUAAUAUAUACAGCUAAUUUUACAAUUCAUAUUUAUUGAUUUCGUAUAUACAAAUACAUCGAACCGGAAAAUAAAUGUAUCACUAUUCACAGUAUAUCGGAAUUCAUAAUAUGUAUCUUCUUUGAAAAAAAGGAAAAAAAAAGAAAA